AUGAAGAUGUCCUAUUACUACACUAUGCUGCUGUUGAUUAUUGUAUGUGUUUCAACAAGCCCCAAUGGAAUUUGUCGGGCUGAUCCGACAGAAGGAUUUACUACUCUGCCAUUAAACGAUGAUAAUAUAAAGCUGCAGAAACCAUACAACGAACCACUUGAUGAUCGUUACAGUUUUGAUGAUGGAGUUCGUAAAUUUUGGCACUACUACACAUGGGAUCCAAAAGUUUCCACUGAGCAGGAGGCAAGGGCUUAUAUACGCGGACACAUGCGCAAUAACCUGCGUCAUACAGUUGGUGAUGAUAAGGAAAGAGCUGAUGAGUGGAUUUCUACUCAUGGAGGGACUUAUGCAAAUUAUAGGCCUCCUUAUGUGAAACCCGGUGUGGUCCAGAAGGCUGCCUGA
Molecule: messenger RNA, 402 nt
Organism: Daucus carota subsp. sativus
Lineage: Eukaryota; Viridiplantae; Streptophyta; Magnoliopsida; Apiales; Apiaceae
Exons: 2
Coding region: 1-402 (133 amino acids)
Source: RefSeq, a predicted model, not a curated record